AUCCGUCUGCUGUGGAGCAAAUCGUUACGGGGCUUCCGGUCGAUUCGGAUUUGUUGGUUUUGCGACGCUCCGGAACGUUCUUUCCCUAUCUAUUUGUGAACGAAUUCUGUUACUCGUUAGCUCGCUGGGUGGUCGCUCUUGCUUGCUCUCCUGCUCAAAUUGUUGCCUACACUUUUAUCUCUUUUUGAGACGGUUGAGACCUUUGUGAUCAUACCCUAUCAAAGAAUGAAUAUUUUUGCCCUGCUUCUGACCUUGCUGCUGGUUUUCUCUGCAUAUAUUGUUGGAUGUGAAGGCCUGCGAUGCCAUGAGUGCUCUUCAGCAGACCACACUGCCUGUGAGGACCCAUUUGACAAAGACCGUGCCAAAGCAGCUGGCUUUCUCACAUUGUGUGAUGAGCCCACCAAGCAGGGGCAGCGGGUGCUCUGUCGGAAAACACACCAGACAGUGCUGGGCAACGUGCGCAUAAUCCGCUCGUGCGGAUACGCCAACCACAGCGAGACUUGCGUGGGCUCCCGCAAUGCGGAGGUGGUGGUUCGCUCUUGCCAGUGCUUCGAGAAAGACGGAUGCAACGGAGCGACUACGAUGACAAUCGCCGGCACCGUGGUGGUGCUGGCUGCCGCACUGCGCGCCAUCUACUGAGCGCCGCCCUAAGCUGGAGUUCGGAGCCCCACCAGUAGGUUAUGUUUGUGGAGACAUUCUGUUCCUAAGAUCACAAUGUUCGUUUAGGAUGUGUAGUUUUGUUAUCGAUCUUACCAUGUGAUAUUUUGCUACGCCAUAUUUACUUGUGGUUCAUUUUUCCAAGACAAUCAGGAGUUUUGCAUUUGGAUGUGAUAUUUUUGCCGAUAAGUUUGUAUACAAUAUUUCAGUGUCACAUGUCGUGUGUUAGGAUAUUUGAGUGAUCUCACACCUGUGUUUCGGUCAGUUCCGGGGCUCCGGAGCUCUCAGUCAAACGUAGUGUCCUGGAAUGACGACUAGACUGGCUUGGUAGUGCCGUGUCUGUAGUCUCUCGGGUCGAUGUUGCUCACACACCCUACUCUAGUCAGAUACUCUUCCACUUUGGCCAAUAGAUUUUAAAUGGAUUCAUGCGGUAGAGCUUAACAGUAUUAGAGAACUGUUACCAUGAUGAUUAAAUUCAGAGAUCAGGCGAUUGGAUUCGCUAUGGAUGUCUUCUGUGUUCUUGCAUUGACACAUCAAAAGAGAGUUAGAGUCUUGCCUCAUGCUUCCAAAGAUAAAGGCUUUGAGGGCAUACCAUUUCGAAGUUAGUUCAUGGGAACAGGCAAACAUAUAAUUUUGUGGCAAGACACUCCGAAGCUCCGAGAUUGGACGUGCCCGGGAGGCAUCAUGUUCAGAAUAAAGACAUUCGUACAGCAGGGGUUCAACAUUCCUACUUAUAUGCUACGUGGUUUCUGUACGCCGGUAACAGGGUAGACGUUCAUAGUGGCCAACUAACUACGUAAUGCAACAUUAUUGUAAACCGGGUACAUUGCAAAUGUCAUUAUUGUUACCAUGUAUAUUUUUCUACUUAUUUUGGUGUUGACAUCCAAAUGACAUCACUAUUCGAACAGGGAAGCCGAAUUUCUGUUGUUGUUUUUUCGAUGUCGCGCGGUCAGAUCUUUCCACAUCGUGGUUAAAUGAAGAGCCUGUUCUGCUGUCAAACAUUGCAUUUAGACCAGCAGACCUAGCUCAAUGCUUCCGUCCCUAUUGACUUAAAGUCUUUUCCAGUGCAAGGAUAUAUGCCAAGACAGUUUGAUGUUUCAACGAUCCAUUUUUGAACGGAACUUUGAUAUGAAUGUGAAUCGGUGCGAUGGUUGAAGUUGUGAUUUGGGCGGUACCAUAAGCCAUAUUUAUUAAAAUUGAGCUAUUUGUGCCGUAUGCUGGCAUCGAGAGCAGUUGUCACUGGUAUUUUUGUAAUUUUUACGUUACAGAUUGUAUUGUAUGAUUUUCUUUUCAAAAGGCUGUCAUUCGGUAAUUUCCAGGAUAUAUGCUGAGAGGAUUUCUGAACUAUUUCCUCGAAGAGAAAGCCAUAACUUGAUAAACGGGCUAAUAUUCCUAAAUGGGUUAUUUGAGCGAACUUUAAUGCAAACUUACUAGAUGGCUUCACAGUCGCGUCACUGAAGCACAGCGGCGCAAGUUAGAUCGUGCUAAACUAGCUGCCUUUCAGAUCUCAAAUUGAAAUGUGCAUACGUAGCGAGGUCACGAUACCAGUAUGGUUGCAGUAGCCAAGUGCCUUUGUUUUGUAGAUGCCUGUGUGUGUGCGAGACUGAAAUAAAUGUGAAAGAACGAGA
Amphibalanus amphitrite is the source of this 2285-nucleotide messenger RNA. RefSeq lists its product as uncharacterized. The transcript has 3 exons. Lineage: Eukaryota; Metazoa; Arthropoda; Thecostraca; Balanomorpha; Balanidae. The record is from RefSeq and is a predicted model, not a curated record. The coding region runs from base 226 to 639 and encodes 137 amino acids. Gene Ontology annotation, biological process: sleep; regulation of synaptic transmission, cholinergic; positive regulation of voltage-gated potassium channel activity.